This is a messenger RNA of Procambarus clarkii (red swamp crayfish), 1836 nucleotides long. RefSeq names its product serine-aspartate repeat-containing protein F-like. The record is from RefSeq and is a predicted model, not a curated record. Lineage: Eukaryota; Metazoa; Arthropoda; Malacostraca; Decapoda; Cambaridae.
AUGCAUGAAAGAAGAGAGGACCCGGGAGGCGUUGUCUUUCUUACUCGCCAGACGCCCGCGCUACAACCUGAAGCUGUGGUGAGCCACGCCACAAGCAACUGUGAAGCUGUGGUGAGCCACGCCACAAGCAACACUGAAGCUGUGGUGAGCCACGCCACAAGCAACUGUGAAGCUGUGGUGAGCGACGCCACAAGCAACUGUGAAGCUGUGGUGAGCCACGCCACAAGCAACACUGAAGCUGUGGUGAGCGACGCCUCAAGCGACUCUGAAGCUGUGGUGAGCGACGCCUCAAGCGACUCUGAAGCUGUGGUGAGCCACGCCACAAGCGACUGUGAAGCUGUGGUGAGCCACGCCACAAGCAACACUGAAGCUGUGGUGAGCGACGCCUCAAGCGACUGUGAAGCUGUGGUGAGCGACGCCUCAAGCAACUGUGAAGCUGUGGUGAGCGACGCCACAAGCCACUGUGAAGCUGUGGUGAGCCACGCUACAAACGACUCUGAAGCUGUGGUGAGCGACGCCUCAAGCGACUCUGAAGCUGUGGUGAGCCACGCCACAAGCGACUGUGAAGCUGUGGUGAGCCACGCCACAAGCAACACUGAAACUGUGGUGAGCGACGCCUCAAGCGACUGUGAAGCUGUGGUGAGCGACGCCUCAAGCAACUGUGAAGCUGUGGUGAGCGACGCCUCAAGCCACUGUGAAGCUGUGGUGAGCGACGCCACAAGCAACUGUGAAGCUGUGGUGAGCGACGCCUCAAGCGACUCUGAAGCUGUGGUGAGCGACGCCACAAGCGACUCUGAAGCUGUGGUGAGCGACGCCACAAGCGACUCUGAAGCUGUGGUGAGCGACGCCUCAAGCGACUCUGAAGCUGUGGUGAGCGACGCCACAAGCGACUCUGAAGCUGUGGUGAGCGACGCCACAAGCGACUCUGAAGCUGUGGUGAGCGACGCCACAAGCGACUCUGAAGCUGUGGUGAGCGACGCCACAAGCGACUCUGAAGCUGUGGUGAGCGACGCCACAAGCGACUCUGAAGCUGUGGUGAGCGACGCCUCAAGCAACUGUGAAGCUGUGGUGAGCGACGCCACAAGUGACUGUGAAGCUGUGGUGAGCGACGCCACAAGCGACUCUGAAGCUGUGGUGAGCGACGCCACAAGCGACUCUGAAGCUGUGGUGAGCGACGCCACAAGCGACUCUGAAGCUGUGGUGAGCGACGCCACAAGCGACUCUGAAGCUGUGGUGAGCGACGCCACAAGCGACUCUGAAGCUGUGGUGAGCGACGCCACAAGCGACUCUGAAGCUGUGGUGAGCGACGCCACAAGCGACUCUGAAGCUGUGGUGAGCGACGCCACAAGCGACUCUGAAGCUGUGGUGAGCGACGCCACAAGUGACUGUGAAGCUGUGGUGAGCGACGCCACAAGCGACUCUGAAGCUGUGGUGAGCGACGCCACAAGCGACUCUGAAGCUGUGGUGAGCGACGCCACAAGCGACUCUGAAGCUGUGGUGAGCGACGCCACAAGCGACUCUGAAGCUGUGGUGAGCGACGCCACAAGCGACUCUGAAGCUGUGGUGAGCGACGCCACAAGUGACUGUGAAGCUGUGGUGAGCGACGCCACAAGUGACUGUGAAGCUGUGGUGAGCGACGCCACAAGCGACUCUGAAGCUGUGGUGAGCGACGCCACAAGCGACUCUGAAGCUGUGGUGAGCGACGCCACAAGCGACUCUGAAGCUGUGGUGAGCAACGCCACAAGCGACUCUGAAGCUGUGGUGAGCGACGCCACAAGCGACUCUGAAGCUGUGGUGAGCCACGCCACAAGCGACUCUGAAGCUGUAUGUGUCUAG